This is a messenger RNA of Phaeodactylum tricornutum CCAP 1055/1, 1539 nucleotides long. RefSeq lists its product with no specific name. Lineage: Eukaryota; Bacillariophyta; Bacillariophyceae; Surirellales; Neidiaceae. The transcript has a single exon. The record is from RefSeq and is a predicted model, not a curated record. Bases 1 to 1359 code for a protein of 452 amino acids.
AUGGGAAAGAACCAAUUCGUUCGCGGUUAUCUGUCCUAUGUGCCAAUCGCUGUUUGUGCGCUGUACCUCGUUGCAUCGCCUGCGAAACUGGUAGCGGCUCACAGUCAAUGGAAGGUGCAGAAUAGGCAUCGUCAAACGAAACUGUAUGAAUCAAGCAAAAGUCCUGCAGCCCGCAGCGUCAUAGCAGAUCUACGCGGAGGUUCACAGCCAAGGCACUCCUCUGCGGAUGUCCGAGAAAUUAAUUCUACUCUAGAUUUCACCAACCCUUCCCUGAUAGAAGAGGGACCCCAUUUAAACGCGUUGGAUUCACAGUCAGAAGCAGAUCGGUUACGGAAUCUGGAUUUGAAUACAUCGGCAGCUCUGCCAAUUCCGGCAUGGAGGGAGCAUUUGCCUCCACCGCUGCGUCUAAAGAAAAAUACAUUGCAACGAGUCCGGAUAAAGAACGUUGAGAUCUUCUUGUUGGGCACGGCACACGUUUCCAGCGAUUCUAGCGAGGAAGUUAAACUUCUGCUCCGUCAUGUGCAUCCCGACGCUAUUUUCGUUGAGCUUUGUGAAGCUCGCAUACCUCUUCUUGAAGGAACUGCGAAGGACGAACACGAAGAAGAAGCAUUGGCACACCAGAAUCGCACGAUGCGUGAAAAGAUACGGCAGGUACAGUCCACACAGGGAGGCUCCCGUCUUCAAGCUCUUUCCACAGUUUUGUUGACUUCUGUCCAAGAAGACUAUGCAUCCGAGUUGGGAGUAGAGCUGGGAGGCGAAUUUCGGGCCGCAUACCAAUACUGGCAAGCGCAACAAUCCAUACCGACUGGAACAAGUUCUCAAUCUUGUGCUUUGAUUUUGGGCGAUCGUCCUCUACAAUUGACACUUGUACGUGCCUGGGAGUCUCUCGGGUUUUGGCCCAAGGUAAAGGUUUUGCUAGGUCUGCUUUGGAGCUCAUGGCAAAAGCCGAAAAAGGAGGAAAUCCAGGAGUGGCUACAGUCUGUGCUUCGGGACGAAACAGAUGUUCUCACGGAAAGUCUGAAAGAACUGCGCCGUCAUUUCCCUACCCUUUUCACAGUAAUUAUUGCAGAACGUGAUGCAUGGCUAGCUGCCAAGCUUGUACAAAGCUGUCGAGUAUUAUCGGCCUCAGCAACAGCAGCUUCUCCUGUAUGCACGGUCGUGGCCAUCGUUGGUGCUGGACAUAUCCCGGGAAUUGUAGCCUGGCUGACCACGCCUCCAGCCGAUACGUCUAUCACGCCUGAAACAGUACUACGCGACUUGGUCACCACAAAGCGUUGGGCUCACGAUGACGCUAUCCAAUUGCAAGCUAUCCCGGCGUGGAUUUACGAAGUUUCUCACUUGCAGCCCAGUGCCUCGUAAAAAAACACGCCGGCGCGAUGCGAAAUGCUUGGAUGAUACCUUCAACUUCGGAAGGGCCUCCUUUGCCCUUUUGUCUAAUCAACUGAUAAACCUUUCUGACUACCGCUUUUGAUCAUUGCGAGGGAGAUUGGAUUGGCUUUGCAAAGCUUAAUCUAGUGUCAAACUUUAAAAUAUCAUCUC